AUGCGGCAGCGGCAGUGGCUGGAAUUGAUAAAAGAUUAUGAUCUUACUAUCCUGUACCACCCCGGUAAAGCCAACGUGGUGGCCGAUGCGCUGAGUAGAAAAUCUGUUGAGAACUUGGCGACGGCAAUUACUAGUCAACCGGCAUUGCAUAAGGGUAUGCAACGGUUUGGGUUGGAGGUGGUGGCGCCGGAAGUUCCGACUAUCAUGGCGGCACUAGUAGUUCGACCGACCUUAUUGGAGCAAAUCAAGGAGUGGCAAGUUGCUAAUCCGUAUCUCCAAAAGGUGCGGAAUGAUGUUAGCGAUGGGCGCGCCGGUGAUUUCGGCGUGGGGGUUGACGGUGCACUUCGGUUCAGAAACCGAGCGUGCGUACCCAAGGACAAUGGGAUUCGUAAGAUGGUGUUGCAAGAGGCGCAUCAUUCCCCGUAUAGUAUUCACUCGGGCGGCACUAAGAUGUACAAGGACUUAAAGUUGCAUUAUUGGUGCGGGGUAUAA
Messenger RNA from Ananas comosus (pineapple), 492 nucleotides. RefSeq lists its product as uncharacterized. NCBI's taxonomy places the organism in Eukaryota, Viridiplantae, Streptophyta, Magnoliopsida, Poales, Bromeliaceae. Bases 1 to 492 code for a protein of 163 amino acids. The record is from RefSeq and is a predicted model, not a curated record. The transcript has a single exon.